Molecule: messenger RNA, 1138 nt
Organism: Elephantulus edwardii (Cape elephant shrew)
Lineage: Eukaryota; Metazoa; Chordata; Mammalia; Macroscelidea; Macroscelididae
Gene: SERPINB5
Product: serpin peptidase inhibitor, clade B (ovalbumin), member 5
Exons: 6
Coding region: 11-1138 (375 amino acids)
Biological process (GO): negative regulation of endopeptidase activity
Molecular function (GO): serine-type endopeptidase inhibitor activity
Source: RefSeq, a predicted model, not a curated record
UAGGCCUGCAAUGGAUGCCCUGAGACUGGCAAACUCCGCUUUUGCAGUUGACCUGUUCAAGCAGCUGUGUGAAAAGGACCCGGCAAGCAACGUCAUCUUCUCUCCUAUCUGUCUUUCUACUUCUCUGUCACUUGCUCAAGUUGGUGCCAAAGGUGAUACAGCAAACGAAAUCGGACAGGUUCUUCAUUUUGAAAAUGUCAAAGAUGUCCCCUUUGGAUUUCAAACAGUGACAUCGGACGUAAACAAACUCAGCUCCUUCUACUCAUUGAAACUCAUCAAACGGCUCUAUGUAGACAAAUCUUUGAAUCCUUCUACAGAAUUCAUCAGUUCAACGAAGAGACCCUAUGCGAAAGAAAUGGAGACCGUUGACUUCAAAGACAAGAUAGAAGAAACAAAGGACCAGAUCAACAAGUCAGUUAAGGAACUCACAGAUGGUCGCUUUGAGAACAUUUUAGCUGACAACACUGUUAACGACCAGACAAAACUCCUUGUGGUAAAUGCUGCCUAUUUUGUUGGAAAGUGGAUGAAGAAAUUUCCUGAAUCGGAAACAAAAGAAUGCCCGUUCAGAGUCAACAAGACAGACACCAAACCAGUGCAAAUGAUGAAUCUGGAGGCCACAUUUUGCCUGGGCCACAUCGAUGACGUCAACUGUAAGAUCAUAGAGCUUCCGUUUCAAAACAAGCACCUCAGCAUGCUCAUCCUGCUGCCCAAGGACGUGGAGGACGAGACCACAGGCCUGGAAAAGGUUGAGAAACAACUCAACUCAGAGACACUGCUACAGUGGACCAAUCCCAGCACCAUGGCCAAUGCCAAAGUGAAGCUCUCCAUUCCCAAGUUUAAGGUGGAAAAGAUGAUUGACCCCAAGGCUAGUCUGGAGAACCUAGGGCUGAAAAGUAUCUUUAACGAAAAUUCCUCAGAUUUCUCUGGACUCUCAGAGACCAAGGGGGUGGCCCUGUCCAAUGUGGUCCACCAUGUGUGCUUAGAAAUCACGGAAGACGGGGGUGAUUCCAUUGAGGUGCCGGGAUCACGCAUCUUGCAACACAAAGAUGAGUUCAAUGCUGACCACCCCUUUGUUUACAUCAUCAGGCACAACAAAACUCGAAACAUCAUUUUCUUUGGAAAGUUCUGUUCUCCUUAA